Pelobates cultripes (western spadefoot toad) is the source of this 976-nucleotide messenger RNA. NCBI's taxonomy places the organism in Eukaryota, Metazoa, Chordata, Amphibia, Anura, Pelobatidae. The record is from the annotation of a GenBank genome assembly.
CAGUGGUCAGCCAGGGAAGAUGCCUGUCGAAGCUCUAAUCGAAAUUGGACUCAAGUAAUCGAAGCCUUAACAAAAAUUAAGGAAAAUACCGCAGAGGCACCAGGAACAUGCAAGGAAGCUGAAGGUCUUCUGAAUAAAAUACAAUGUCUGGAGACUGCACUUAUGAGUGGUUUGUGGGGUACUAUCCUGGAUAGAUUUGGUGCAGUUUGCAAAAAAACUCCAAAGCAUUGGCAUUGAUGUUGGAAUUGUAGGGGAGCUGUAUGAGUCACUGAUCCAGUUUGUUUGAGAAAUCAGAGAUAUAUUCCCAACUUUCGAAGCUGCUGAAAUGAAAAAAUCAGUUGUGAAGGAUUAUGAGACUAAGAGGAUAGGUGUACAAGUAAGGAAAGGUUCAGCAACUUCCAGCAAUACACAGACAGAGGAAGCCCAAGAACAUUUUCGCAUUAACACCUUUUAUGUUAUUUGUGACAACUUGGUUGCUGAACUUAUGAGAAGAAAAAUGGCAUAUGACUCUUUCUUUGGAAAGUUUAAAUUAAUUACUGAUCUAUCAAAAACUGAGCCAUCAGCAAUAUCACAGCAUGCAAAUAACCUUUGUUCUUCUUACAGCAAAGACUUGGAACAGGAGUGUUUUGUUGAUGAGUGCCUCCACUUUCGUUCAUACCUAAUAAGUUCUUCUGCAGAAGAUACCUCUGUUCUGGCGAUGUCCCGAAUGAUAAGAGAGAGAGGAUUGCAAAGCAUUUAUUUAAAUGUGGACAUUGCUCUCAGAAUGUUUUUGUAUACUGCAGCAACUAACUGCUCAGCUGAGCGUUCUUUCUCGACUUUGAAGCGAUUUAAGAACUACUUGCGAUCCAGAAUGGGAGAGGAAAGAUUGAACUCCCUGGCAGUGUUGGCAAUAGAGUCUGAAAUCACAAAAUCUUUGGACUAUGAAGAGCUCAUCAACAGCUUUGCUACACAGAGAGUUUGGCGAAAGCCACUUUAG